GUACUCGUAAUAGCCGUCAUGAAGGGCGUUUGUGUUCGCGAGGUGGUGAUUUUAUAAAAAUAACAGUUAUUUUAACUUAUGAACAUAAGUUUAUCAGUGAGACCGACGUUAUUUAAGCAACAUUUGAUAAUAGGUAACCAGCUUUGCUGGUGAGUCAACAGAAUGACCACCGAUAUCAGUAUAGUAAGGUGGGAUCCCACCUUGCAACAAGAGAUUGUUGAAGACUAUGAGUACGAUGGUGGCAAUUCAUCUUCUCGGCUUUUCGAACGAUCUCGUAUUAAAGCUUUAGCGGAUGAGAGAGAAAGCGUUCAGAAGAAGACUUUCCAGAAAUGGGUGAACUCUCACCUGGUCCGGGUAAAUUCCCGCAUUACCGAUCUUUACACCGACAUGCGAGAUGGCAAAAAUUUGAUCAAAUUAUUGGAAGUAUUAUCGGGCGAACGUCUGCCUCGUCCAACCAAAGGAAAAAUGCGUAUUCACUGCCUGGAAAACGUCGAUAAAGCUCUGCAAUUUCUCAGAGAGCAACGUGUUCAUUUAGAAAAUAUGGGAUCGCAUGAUAUUGUCGAUGGCAAUCCUCGAUUAUCAUUGGGUUUAAUUUGGACCAUCAUUCUCCGAUUCCAAAUUCAGGAUAUUACAAUCGAAGAGACGGAUAAUCAAGAGACAAAGUCGGCCAAAGAUGCAUUGUUGCUGUGGUGUCAGAUGAAAACAGCCGGUUAUAACAACGUCAACGUUAGAAAUUUCACCACUUCAUGGAGGGAUGGUUUAGCUUUCAACGCACUCAUUCAUAAACAUCGUCCCGAUUUGAUACAAUUUGAAAAAUUAUCCAAAUCAAACCCUAUUCACAAUUUAAAUAAUGCGUUUAAUGUAGCUGAAGAUAAAUUGGGUUUGACGAAACUUCUCGACGCUGAAGACGUUUUCGUGGAACAACCGGACGAAAAAUCAAUCAUUACAUAUGUCGUAACUUAUUAUCACUACUUUAGUAAGAUGAAACAGGAAACGGUUCAAGGAAAACGUAUCGGAAAAGUCGUCGGAAUUGCUAUGGAGAAUGACCGAAUGAUUAAAGAAUAUGAAUCACUAACAAGUGAUUUAUUGGCGUGGAUCGAAGCCACAAUUAAAGCCUUGGGAGAGAGACAAUUCGCUAAUAGUCUUGUUGGGGUACAACAGCAAUUAGGCCAGUUCAAUAAUUACCGUACCGUCGAGAAACCUCCGAAAUUUGUCGAAAAGGGCAACUUGGAAAUCCUCCUCUUUACUUUACAGUCGAAAAUGAGAGCUAAUAAUCAACGACCUUACACCCCGAAAGAAGGCAAAAUGAUUUCGGAUAUUAAUAAAGCUUGGGAACGGUUAGAAAAAGCCGAACAUGAACGAGAACUUUCUUUACGUGAAGAAUUAAUUCGACAGGAGAAACUCGAACAAUUGGCUGCUCGUUUCAACCGAAAGGCUAGCAUGAGAGAAACUUGGUUGAGUGAAAAUCAAAGAUUAGUCUCACAAGAUAAUUUUGGUCAUGACUUGACCGCGGUUGAAGCUGCAGCUAAGAAACACGAAGCUAUCGAAACCGAUAUUCUUGCGUAUGAAGAAAGAGUUCAAGCUGUUGUUUCAGUAGCUGGUGAACUCGAAGCUGAAAACUACCAUGAUAUGGAGAGGAUUAAUGCACGAAAAGAAAACGUCCUACGCCUUUGGAAUUAUCUCCUGGAAUUGCUUAGAGCACGUAGACACCGCUUGGAAUUGUCUUUACAAUUACAACAAAACUUCCAAGAAAUGCUCCAUAUUCUCGAUGCCAUGGAGGAAUUGAAAGCACGUCUUUUAACAGACGACUACGGCAAACACCUUAUGGGUGUUGAAGACUUACUACAGAAACAUAAUCUACUCGAAGCCGAUAUUAACAUACUUGGUGAUCGGGUCAAAGCUGUAGCUAAUCAGUCGCAACGUUUCCUAGAUGUGGAAAGUGAAGAAGGUUAUAAACCAUGUGAUCCAGCUUUAGUAUUGGAAAGAGUCCAACAACUUGAAGAUGCCUACGCUGAGUUGGUGCGUUUGGCGGUAGAUCGUCGAUCACGACUUGAAGAAAGUCGAAAAUUGUGGCAAUUCUAUUGGGACAUGGCCGAUGAAGAAAACUGGAUCAAAGAAAAGGAACAGAUUGUUUCAGCAGCCGACAUCGGGCAUGAUCUCACCACUGUUAACUUGCUACUAAGCAAACACAAAGCUUUAGAAAACGAAAUUACUGGACACGAACCUCAAUUGGAUGCAGUUGUGGGAAUUGGAGAAGAGUUGGUGAAUUCCGGACAUUUUGGUGCAGAAAAAGUGCAAGAAAGAUUAACGGAAAUUCGCGGAGCUUGGAAACAUUUGUUGGAUUUGGCGGCUUAUCGCAGAAAACGAUUGGAGGAUGCUGUAGAUUAUCACCAACUUUUCGCAGAUGCUGAUGAUGUUGAUAUUUGGAUGUUGGAUACUUUGAGACUUGUGUCUAGCGAGGAUGUUGGUCGAGAUGAAGGAAAUGCACAAUCGUUGCUUAAGAAACAUAAGGAUGUUACUGAAGAACUUAAGAAUUAUGCCAGCACCAUUGAAGCCUUACAUCAGCAAGCUCAACAGUUGGGACCAGAAGUAGCCGAUUCUCCGGAAGUCUCUCAAAGGUUGGCUUCUAUUGACAACCGGUAUAAGGAAUUACUCGAGUUGGCUAAACUCAGAAAACAGCGUUUGUUAGAUGCACUCUCUUUGUAUAAAUUACUGUCGGAAAGUGAUGGAGUUGAGCAAUGGAUCAGUGAGAAAGACAGAAUGUUACAAACUAUGGUACCUGCACGUGACAUUGAAGAUGUCGAAAUUAUGAAACAUCGUUAUGAUGGUUUCGAGAAAGAAAUGAACGCAAAUGCUUCAAGAGUUGCUGUUGUUAAUCAACUCGCACGUCAAUUGUUACAUGUUGAACAUCCAAAUUCUGAACAGAUUACAGCAAGACAAAAUCAACUCAAUCAAAAAUGGGCUGAAUUGCGUGAAAAAGCAGAAGCUAAACGAGACGAACUCAAUUCAGCACAUGGUGUGCAAACAUUCCAUAUCGAAUGUCGUGAAACUACGACAUGGAUCGAAGAUAAAAUUCGGAUUUUACAAAGUACUGAUAGUUUAGAGAUGGAUUUGACCGGUAUUAUGACACUUCAACGACGUUUGUCCGGAAUGGAACGUGAUUUAGCUGCAAUUCAAGCUAAACUCACUUCUUUGGAGAAAGAAGCUGCCAGUAUUGAGACUGAACAUCCGGAGGAAGCAGCCGUUAUUAGGGAAAGAAUUGUUCAAAUACAGAUCAUAUGGGAACGAUUGACUCAGAUGUUGAAAGAGCGUGAUUCGAAAUUGGAAGAAGCCGGUGAUUUGCAUCGCUUCUUGCGUGAUCUUGACCACUUCCAAGCCUGGCUUACGAAAACACAAACCGAUAUUGCCUCAGAAGAUACUCCCAAUUCGUUGGCAGAAGCCGAAAAUCUUUUGUCACAACAUCAAAGCAUUUGCGAGGAGAUUCACAAUUACACCGAUGAUUACACUAAGAUGAUGGAAUAUGGUGAGAAAAUCACUGCCGAUCCUAGCACCCAAGAUGACACUCAGUACAUGUUCCUGAGAGAAAGACUGAAGGCUCUGAAGGAUGGCUGGGAUGAAAUCCAUCAAAUGUGGGAAAACCGGCAAAAACUUCUAUCACAGUCUCUUAGCUUACAAUUGCUUGAUCGAGAUGCCCGACAAGCUGAGGUCAUUCUUAACCAACAAGAGCACACUUUGUCUAAAAUCGAGACUCCUACGACACUCGAACAGGCCGACAAUCAAUUGAAAAAGCACGAAUCUUUCAUCACGUCUAUGGAGGCAAACGAUGAUAAGUUUAACGCAGUUAUCCAGUUUACGAAUCGUCUCAUUGAUGAAGGGCAUUUCGCGUCAGAUAAAAUCGCAAAACGUGCUGACAAUAUUGACCAACGCAGAUUAGCAAUCAAGGAGAAAGCUUUAGCUUUAAUGGAAAGACUGAGAGACCAAUUGGAAUUGCAACAAUUUUUGAGAGAUUGUGACGAAUUGGGAGAAUGGAUCCAAGAGAAACACAUCACAGCCCAAGAUGAGACAUACCGAUCGGCGAAGACAGUCCACUCGAAAUGGACACGACAUCAAGCUUUCGAGGCCGAAAUUGCGGCCAAUAAAGAGCGACUUCUUAAUUUACAAAAGACGGGCGAAGAUUUGGCUAAGGAAAAGCCGGAAUUUGCAAGUGAAAUUAAACCGAAAAUUGAGGAACUCAUCGACCAAUUUGAUGUUUUGGAACAGACGACUAAAGAAAAAGGCGAACGCUUGUUUGACGCUAACCGUGAAGUACUCAUUCAUCAAACAUGCGACGAUAUCGACUCGUGGAUGAACGAUUUAGAGAAACAAAUCGAAAGCGACGACACUGGCUCUGAUCUAGCCUCAGUCAACAUUCUUAUGCAGAAACAACAGAUGAUUGAGACACAAAUGGCAGUGAAAGCUCGUCAAGUGGACGAAUUAGAAAAGCAGACAAAACAUCUCGAGACUACAACACCACCACCGAAAUUGGAAGAAAUCAAAGUGAAAAAAUCACAAGUGGAACAACGCUUCGAACAACUCAAACAACCACUUCUCGAAAGACAGAGAGUUUUGGAAAAGAAAAAGGAAGCGCUACAAUUUCGACGAGACAUUGAAGAUGAACUUUUGUGGAUCGCUGAAAAAAUGCCACAAGCAUCGUCGACCGAAUACGGCAAUAGUCUCUUCCAAGUCCAUAUGUUAGAAAAGAAAAAUCAAUCAUUACGAACCGAAAUUGAAAAUCACGAACCUAGAAUAAAUACAGUUUGUAACAAUGGUCAAAAAUUGAUCGAUGAAGGACACGAAGAUUCUCUCGAAUUUGGUCACUUGAUUAGUGAACUUCAUAAAGCUUGGCAAGAAUUGAAAGAUGCUGUGGAGAAACGUAGGGAGAAUUUGUUACGCAAUGAACGUGCCCAACAGUAUCUUUUCGAUGCUAAUGAGGCUGAAAGUUGGAUGAGUGAACAAGAGUUGUAUUUGAUGGUGGAAGACCGUGGUAAAGAUGAAACUUCCGCUCGUAAUUUGAUGAAGAAACACGAAAGUUUGGAAGCAGCAGUGGAAGAUUACGCUGAUACAAUCCGAUCUUUGGGUGAGACAGUCCGUGCUUUGGCGGCCGAAGGACAUCCUUUGGCGGAACAAGUGGCAGUAAAACAAUCACAACUUGACAAGUUAUACGCCGGAUUGAAAGAUCUCGCCGGCGAACGUCGAGGCAAAUUAGACGAAGCUUUGAAACUGUUUCUUUUGCAUAGAGAUGUUGAGGAUUUGGAACAAUGGAUUGCUGAUAGGGAAGUGGUGGCUUCGUCACACGAAUUGGGUCAGGAUUACGACCAUGUGACAUUGUUAUGGGAGCGAUUUAAGGAGUUUGCUCGUGACACUGAGUCAAUUGGUAGAGAACGAGUGGCUGCAGUUACCGACAAUGCCGACCGUUUGAUCGAAGCUGGUCAUUCCGAUUCGGCCACCAUCGCCGAAUGGAAAGACGGAUUGAAUGAGGCAUGGCAGGAUUUAUUGGAAUUGAUCGAAACUCGCACACAAAUGCUUGCAGCAUCACGAGAAUUGCACAAGUUCUUCCACGAUUGUAAAGAUGUUUUAGGACGAAUUCUCGAAAAACAAGUUUCUAUGUCGGAUGAAUUGGGACGUGAUGCCGGGUCUGUAUCAGCGCUUCAGAGAAAACAUCAGAAUUUCUUACAAGAUUUACAAACUUUGCAAUCACAAGUGCAACAAAUUCAAGAAGAGUCGAAGAAAUUGCAGGCUAGUUAUGCCGGUGAUAAGGCGAAAGAAAUAACAAAUAGAGAACAUGAAGUUAUCGCUGCUUGGGCUGCUUUACAAGCAGCUUGUGAUCAACGACGAGGCAAACUGGCCGAUACUGGUGACUUGUUUAAAUUCUUCAAUCUUGUAAGAACACUAAUGCAAUGGAUGGAUGAUGUGAUCAGACAAAUGAAUACGAGUGAAAAACCGAGAGAUGUCAGCGGUGUGGAACUAUUAAUGAACAAUCAUCAAAGUUUGAAGGCUGAAAUUGACGCUAGAGAAGACAAUUUUACUGCUUGCAUUUCGCUAGGAAAGGAAUUGCUUAAUCGUAAUCAUUAUGCGAGUGCUGAAAUUAAAGAUAAACUAGUUACUUUAAGUAAUCACAGAAAUUCUGUUUUGCAACGAUGGGGAGAAAGAUGGGAGAAUCUGCAAUUAAUUCUUGAAGUUUAUCAAUUCGCGAGAGAUGCAGCUGUUGCUGAAGCUUGGCUAAUCGCUCAAGAACCGUAUUUAAUGAGUACUGAGUUAGGGCAUACCAUUGACGACGUUGAGAAUCUUAUCAAGAAACAUGAAGCGUUUGAAAAAUCAGCAGCAGCACAGGAAGAAAGAUUUAGUGCUCUGGAGCGAUUAACAACAUUUGAAUUGCGAGAAAUUCAGCGAAGAAAAGAAGCACAAGAAGCUCAAGAAAGAGCGAGACGUGAACAAGAGGAAGCAGAACGACAAGCGGCGUUAGCAGCAGCACAGCCUAAACAGGCUGAAGCUGCAAUGACUGAUCGACCGGAUUCUGGAACGCCUGCCGAAGAACGACCAGUGCAUGGACGACAACAACAAACUCGUCCUGGCAGUGCUCCGGUUUCCCCCCGGGUGCAAUCAACACCCACAACAUCACCCCGCUCACAAACACUAUCGAGAGCUGAAGAGAAGGCGAAACGUAAGGACCGCUCUCGAAGCAAGUCCCCCUUCCGUAGUUUCCGAUGGAAGAAGGGAUCUUCUAAGACUUCUGGAGCUGUCAGUGAUGACGAAGCUGCAGGAACAUCAGAACGCGGCAGCCCAGGUGAUGAAGAAGCCUUUGAGGGUGUUUUAACUCGCAAACACGAAUGGGAAAAUACGACCACCAAAGCUUCGGUUAGAUCAUGGGACAAAGUAUACGCUGUUUUACAAGGCUCUCAGCUUUCCUUCUAUAAAGAUUCCAAAGUCGCUCGUACAACUCCUGAUCAGACGUUCAAAAAUGAAAUCCCUCUUUCCUUGCACAAAGCUAAUGCUUCCAUAGCCCAAGAUUAUAAAAAGAAAAAGCACGUUUUCAGAUUAAAAUUGGAAAGUGGUGCAGAAUUCUUAUUCCAAGCACAUAACGAUGCGGAAAUGAACACAUGGAUCUCUCGCAUAAACGCCCAGGCGGAUGUCGAUUCUUCUGGUCCUUCGCGUUCACAGACAUUGCCUGCGUCUGCUCAGAAAGAAGAUUCGAAACGUCGCAGCUUUUUUACUCUUAAGAAAAACUAAUUUAUGCUAUCUGUACGCUUUACCUGAUUCUGACUGGGUCGUUCAGUCUUCGCCCUUUAACCUUUUCUUUUUAUAUAUAGUUCAUGUAGUUUGCACAUUCUAGUAAUAUUUUAAUGUAUAGUAAUAUAUAUUAUGUGAUUAAAAAUGUUGACUGGAGCACAAGGAAUAUUGCCUUCAGCCCGAUGUUCGAUUAUUUAUUGAAUAAAAUAAGAUAUCUAACUUUUCAUAUACAGAAAAGUUGAUUUUCAAAUCCCCUACCUAAUCUAAUACAUGGCCGUACUGACAUUUCCGCUGCUUUACGUUUGUAUCCUUGUUAAUCUGUUGCAAUACUGUCUUUAAGCUUGCUUAGCAAGGUGAGGUGACGAGUCAUUUUUAUUAUAUUCAUUUUGUAAUAAUUUGUAGAGUUAUGUCUAUUUUACAUAUAAAAUUGUGUGCUUUUAAAAAUGGAGUUAUAAUAAAUAAAUAUUGUUUUUAGUAA
This is a messenger RNA of Tribolium madens (black flour beetle), 7744 nucleotides long. RefSeq names its product spectrin beta chain (gene beta-Spec). NCBI's taxonomy places the organism in Eukaryota, Metazoa, Arthropoda, Insecta, Coleoptera, Tenebrionidae. The transcript has 12 exons. Gene Ontology annotation, cellular component: plasma membrane; cell junction; cell projection. Gene Ontology annotation, biological process: actin cytoskeleton organization; neuron development. Gene Ontology annotation, molecular function: phospholipid binding; structural constituent of cytoskeleton; actin filament binding. Bases 163 to 7266 code for a protein of 2367 amino acids. The record is from RefSeq and is a predicted model, not a curated record.